AUGGCUAAUACAUAUAUAUCAUUAAUUGAUGAAGAUUUAUUAUAUGAUGUACAUCAAUUUGGUAUAUUAACAUUAUGGUCUCUAUUAACAACACUUAUUUAUACAAAUACAAAAUAUUUUAAUUUAAAAACUGUUGAAUCACAUAUAGCUAUAUCAUUUGCAAAUUUUGGUAAAUAUUCUCAAUGGGUACGUUUAUCAACAACUUCACCACAAGGACAACAACUGAAUUAUUUAAGAUUUUAUGCUCAUAAUCCUGUCCUGAACAAAGUACGUGGUACAGCUAAUGUUUUUUCUUUACAUCCAAUCACUGAACAAAUUCCUGAAAAUUCACUUUGGUUUUCACAUGAACCAUAA
Rotaria sp. Silwood1 is the source of this 354-nucleotide messenger RNA. Lineage: Eukaryota; Metazoa; Rotifera; Eurotatoria; Philodinida; Philodinidae. The record is from the annotation of a GenBank genome assembly.